Molecule: messenger RNA, 4006 nt
Organism: Haliaeetus leucocephalus (bald eagle)
Lineage: Eukaryota; Metazoa; Chordata; Aves; Accipitriformes; Accipitridae
Gene: MAN1A1
Product: mannosidase, alpha, class 1A, member 1
Exons: 11
Coding region: 1-1359 (452 amino acids)
Biological process (GO): carbohydrate metabolic process; N-glycan processing
Cellular component (GO): endoplasmic reticulum; extracellular exosome; Golgi membrane
Molecular function (GO): calcium ion binding; mannosyl-oligosaccharide 1,2-alpha-mannosidase activity
Source: RefSeq, a predicted model, not a curated record
AUGAUGAAACAUGCCUGGGAUAAUUAUAAGCGUUAUGCAUGGGGAUUAAAUGAACUGAAACCCAUAUCUAAGCAAGGACAUUCAAGCAAUUUAUUUGGUAACAUUCAAGGAGCAACAAUAGUGGAUGCCCUUGAUACGCUAUACAUCAUGGAAAUGAAGGAGGAGUUCAAGGAAGCCAAGGAGUGGGUUGAAAAAAACUUAGAUUUCAAUGUGAAUGCUGAAAUUUCGGUAUUUGAAGUGAACAUUCGUUUUGUCGGUGGACUGCUUUCAGCUUAUUAUCUUUCAGGAGAAGAGGUUUUCCGAAAAAAGGCAGUGGAGCUUGGAGAGAAAUUGCUACCUGCUUUCAACACUCCCACUGGGAUACCUUGGGCAUUGCUCAAUAUCAAGAGUGGAAUUGGUCGAAAUUGGCCAUGGGCCUCUGGCGGCAGCAGUAUUUUGGCAGAAUUUGGGACUUUGCAUCUGGAGUUUGUACACUUGAGCCACCUGUCUGGAAAUCCUGUCUUUGCUGAAAAGGUAAUGAAUAUUCGAAAAGUUCUAAAUCGACUGGAUAAACCAGAGGGCCUUUACCCCAACUAUCUGAAUCCCAGCAGUGGCCAAUGGGGCCAGCAUCACGUCUCCAUUGGAGGGCUUGGGGAUAGCUUUUAUGAAUAUUUGCUCAAGGCAUGGCUGAUGUCGGACAAGACAGAUGAAGAAGGCAAGAAAAUGUAUUAUGAUGCUGUUCAGGCCAUAGAGACCCACCUCAUUCGAAAAUCAAGCGGGGGGCUGACAUACAUUGCUGAGUGGAAGGGUGGACUGCUUGAACACAAGAUGGGACAUCUCACUUGUUUUGCUGGAGGCAUGUUUGCUCUAGGAGCAGACGGAGCACCUAAUGACAAGACGGGCCACCACAUCGAGCUUGGUGCUGAAAUUGCUAGGACUUGCCAUGAAUCCUAUGAUCGUACGAGCAUGAAACUGGGACCAGAAGCCUUCAGAUUUGAUGGUGGUGUUGAGGCCAUUGCUACAAGACAAAAUGAAAAAUACUACAUCCUACGACCAGAAGUCAUAGAGACCUACAUGUACAUGUGGCGGCUCACUCAUGACCCAAAGUACAGGCAGUGGGGAUGGGAAGCUGUAGAGGCACUGGAAAAACACUGCAGAGUGGAUGGUGGCUAUUCCGGCAUUAGAGAUGUUUAUAACAAUCAUGAAAGCCAUGAUGAUGUGCAGCAAAGUUUCUUCCUUUCAGAGACACUCAAGUACUUGUAUUUGCUGUUUUCUGAAGAUGAUCUUCUUCCAUUCGAACAUUGGGUCUUCAACACAGAGGCCCAUCCUCUGCCUGUUCUUCACAAAGAUGAUGGGAAUAAAGAAGAAAACCAGAAAUAGAUGAAGAUUAAGUUAUACUUUGUUUCAUUCCUUAUGUUUCUUUCCAGGACUUGGGCACAUGAUUUGGUUUUAAAUUCCUGAGUUAAGUUUUUAAAUCAAGUGUUUUGCAGUCUGUCUUCUUUAACAGUAAAUAUUUAUGAAUGGACCCAAACUAAUUAUGAUAAAACCUCAGUCCUCUAAUCCAGCUGAACCACCUCUUAGAAGAGAAAUAGGACAUCUCUCCAGAUUUUGUUAGGCUGCAGUGUCAUCUUGGCCAAAAGAGGGUCUGCAUGUUACUUGUUUCCUGUUAUGCUUUUAAUUUGACUGCAAAAUUCUUUUUCUCCUCUGUGAGGAGAUGUCUGCUUUAAGCUGUAAUAUUUUGCCAUGUUGCAAAAAGCCAUAUUGAAUUAAGUAUAAAGAGCUUUUUUCUUUCUUUUUUUUUUUGUUCUGUGUUAAUUUUUGUGUGUCAUCCAAGACAAAUCUUGUGACUGUGACAGCCUCUUCUUUAUGCGGGUCUAUCAUUACUUGGUAAAGUAGUUGAUGUAUUUCAUUGUCAAUGAAGUCUACAUAGGAAUAUUUUCAUCUCAUGCAGACACAACUCUGAAACUGCAGUAUAUGUUGAAGUUAGUCUAAACUUAGUUUUUAUGAAUUUAGCACAUUAGUUAGCAGACCUUAGUUUUUCAGGUUUUGAUUAGAAUAUUGUAAUAGAAUAAAUUGUUUGCUCCCUUUUCUAAGUGGUGUUAAUGUCAUGUCUUUAGUCAGGCUAAUAGAGAGUAAAAUAAGAUAAUCAUUUCAUAUUAAGAAAGGGAGUCUUACCUUCUUUAUGUAUUUAGUCCAGUAACUUUCAUUUGGUUGGAUGGUAAAAAGACAUAAAAAAUACUUUAUGACAUUUUCCUGGAAGCUGAGAAUUAUACCAGAGGCAAGCUGGUUUUCUGGGACUUCCCCAAACAUUCAGAUAGGUUCAGACUUGACAAUCUACAUUAAUAAAGUUAGAUGUCCAGAUGCCUUGAAGAACACUUGUCUCCUUAAAAGAUAUUCAGAGAGGAAAUUAUCCAGUGUACAACUCAAACUUUCUGAAAGCACUGAGUCCGUUUUCUUGAAGUGACGGAAACACAGUGUACUUAAAAUUACUCCCUAGAUUAGAGGCCUGGUUUACUAAGAAAGGUAACAGCUUUGCCAAAAAUACUUUACUUUGUAGCAUCACCAAAGGGAAAAAAAAAAUUAGGCACAAUUAAUUCCUGUUUCUACUUAAGUGUAGUAGUUUGGAGUGGUUUACAUGAUUAUUAAGUCUACCUAUGUUUUUAUUUAAUGACAGGAUGACUUUCAUGUAUUUUGAGUAGGGUGUAACACCUGGCUUCCUAUUCUGAGAAAGCACAUUAUUCACUAAUUUGACUGCAGCAAAACAAAUAUGGUUCUGAACAGUAAUCUUCUUUAAAGGUAUUUAUUAAGCUAGCUCACAUGUCCAGCAUAGCUAAUCAUAGCUGAGGAAGCACAUUUGUUUUAGGCAUUACAGAAUACAUUUUUUUUCUGUACUGACAGAGGUCUGCAGUGUAGUUUUUCUUAGGUAGAAGCCAAGAGCAAAGAUAACGGAUUAUAUUUUUAUAUAUAGCAGCUGGAGAGUGACCCAUAAACUUCACCCUCUGGCAUCUGUAAAGACAGCCCCUGCCUCUCUGCUUCCCCUACAGACAGAGAAGAUGGCAUGUGCCACAUGAGCCACCCAAGACACUUACUUACAUAGGGGGCAAGGGAAGAGCAUCUUCAGUGACGCUGAUCCUUCCAUCACAGGACUGGCAGAGCUGUGCGUUCGUACAUGGAAGUUAAUAGGGGUACCCUGCUGAGCCUGGGCAACCCAGAGCUGGGAGAAUGGAUACAAACAUAUGUGCAUCUGCCUCAGAUGAAGCCUGCUUACGUGGAACUGGUGCAUUGAGUCCAGACUUUUUACUUUACUGCCUUUUUUAAAUUAUUAUUAUUUUCUUUUUUAAAGUAUGGAUUCCCUCAUGCCACAGUAACCGCUUUCUGAAACUGAACGAGCAAGAAUGAAGUCUUGCUCUCCUGUUGAAAAGCAGAACUCCUGCUGAUUUUGAUACUCCAGAAUUUGUAUUGUUGGAAGACUAUAAUAUUUCAUUGUAUUUCUUCAGAAACAGUAUUUAUAAGGAGCUUUUUUCCACACAUACACCCCCACCCCAAGUAGCACAGAGAAAUUAUAGGUGUGGAAUAAAAACAAGAGUUCUCUUCCCUCUUAAACCAAAAAGUAAUAGUAAUUACUUUUAUCUGUUAUCAUUGUUGGAUCAUCUGCUGCUGCCUACCACAUGGUUGUGCAUGUGCUGCUAUAGGCCUCAUACCAGUUAAAUAACUACAGUAGCUCAGACAAAAACAGUCUUUAAGAAAUGUGUUUUGUAAGCCUCUUUUUACAUUCUUUUUCUUAACCACACUAUGCUUCCCCCAGCUGUGUCUAGUGAUCUUGCCUUUACUUAACAAGCUGAAGAGAAACAGUGGAGAAUGAGAUAGAUAGCUCUUCUCUGUGUCUCAAAAAGCAGGCUACAAACAUACAAUUCUUGUAUGCAUUGGGCCCUAUGUACUUAAAUAAUAAGCAUCAUGACUGUUUCCUUGUAAUACAGACACUUAGCAUGACUUUUUUUUUUUUUUAGUUUGGGAGUUACGAUGAUUU